AUGUCAUCAGCUCAGAGCUCGCAAACCCCGACCAAGACCACCUACGGCUUGCCCAAGCCGCAAGCGGCUUACUAUCCUCACCCCGGGUCGAAGCUCUAUGCCGAUAAGCAGUUAUACGACAAGAUCCACCAGGCGCCCAAGACAAAAGUGCUGAGCCACUUGUGCGCCCCGAGACUGGGGAUUGCCGUGAAAGUGCCCGCUCGCUCAGUGUUCCGUCUCGUGACUCCCGAGGGACCCCAGGUGUGUGAUCUUAAUAUCUGGAACGCCGAUAAUCCCCGCGAGAGGUUCUGGGCAGCGAGAACCCGCCAGAUUCAUCUGGCGCACGUGCUGACCCAUGACCGCCUCUGGCUGAACUUACCCUAUUUACGCCCAUUAGUAACGAUCACUGGCGACACGUUAGGCGGGCGCCACGACGAACACGGCGGGCGCAUUAACGACACGUUGGGGACGCGGUGCGACCCCUAUAUCGAGAAAUUGAUCCUGGGCGAGGACGUCGACUUCCACUGCCACCUGAAUCUUGUUAGGGCGGUUUUACCGUUUGGCUUAACUGAGUUUGAUGUCCACGAUGUGUUAAACGUGUUUCAAGUCACGGGGCUUAACGAGUACGACCAGUACUUUAUGGAGGCCCUGCCGGCGACUAAAGGCGACUACUUUGAGUGUUUUGCCGAACAGGACCUCUUGGUGGCGAUUCUGGCGUGUCCCGGUGGCUCGCUCGCCAAUUGGGGGUGGGGUGAGGGUGAGGACGAUUAUGAGAUGAAGGACGACUGUAAGCCGUUGCUUCUCGAAGUGUAUAAAUUGGACGAUGAAUCCGUGCUUGACUCGUGGUCGGCCCCUGAAUAUGCUCCGUACAAGGGUGCCCACGGCCUCCGUGACUCAACGAAGUAA
Diutina rugosa is the source of this 885-nucleotide messenger RNA. Its product is annotated as urea carboxylase-associated family protein. The coding region runs from base 1 to 885 and encodes 294 amino acids. The record is from RefSeq and is a predicted model, not a curated record. The transcript has a single exon. NCBI's taxonomy places the organism in Eukaryota, Fungi, Ascomycota, Pichiomycetes, Serinales, Debaryomycetaceae.